Molecule: messenger RNA, 5667 nt
Organism: Cottoperca gobio
Lineage: Eukaryota; Metazoa; Chordata; Actinopteri; Perciformes; Bovichtidae
Gene: grin3a
Product: glutamate receptor, ionotropic, N-methyl-D-aspartate 3A
Exons: 10
Coding region: 1114-4890 (1258 amino acids)
Biological process (GO): monoatomic ion transport
Cellular component (GO): membrane
Molecular function (GO): ligand-gated monoatomic ion channel activity; signaling receptor activity
Source: RefSeq, a predicted model, not a curated record
UAUAGAUGAAUAUAUUAUGGCAUGUCACGUUUCAGUAGACUUGCAGAGGUGAUCUUACAUUUCCAUACAACAGUAACAGUGAAGUCUGCCCGAUAUGUGCCUGCCAUGAUGACUACAGAAGAUUUGUUGUUCAGUUGAUUUGAUGCAUCAGAUCUGCAUCCAGACUCCCCCUCCACCAGACCCAAGGAUUUAUCAGCCUUUUUAUAUAUAUCUAUCUAUCUAUCUAUCUAUCUAUCUAUCUAUCUAUCUAUCUAUCUAUCUAUCUAUCUAUCUAUCUAUCUAUCUAUCUAUCUAUCUAUCUAUCUAUCUAUCUAUAUCUUUACACAUGUGUUUAUUUAUUUGGUUGUCUCUAUGUUUCUUUUGCUUUAUGCAACUUAUUCAUUCAUAACCUCUCCCCAUGACACUGUUGGAGGGGAUGGUUGUGCGGGUAAAGUGAGGACGGGGUUAAAUCUCAUUGGAACUUGCGCAGAAGACCGUGCUCUCGUGCGGGAGGUCUCGCCGGCACAAGUGUCUGUACAGAGGUUGACUCGAGCCAAGCAGCGCGCGCGUUCUGGAAAGCUUCUACUCGGGUUUUUAACAAGGGGAAAACAAAACAUUUCUGUUUCUUUUUUCAUCUCCAGUACCGGGUCGUAAUAAUGUUGUCAUGGCUCCUGCGCUCUGGAUGAUAAUGGGAUAAUUUUCCUUCGAAGCCAUCAGAUGUUUCCAGUGGUGGAUUUCACUGUUUUGGAAUGUGUUUGAUGCGCAUUGACCUUUUUCUUCUCGACAUUUCCUCCUCUGGGCUUGCCUAUACACUCAUAUUCUCUGCCACCGGAAUAUGUGGAUUUUUUUAACCAUUUGAUUCCACGACCUGUUCAGUAAUCACAAGGUUUGAAUGAUGAAAAUCUUUUGAGAUGAAAAACAGCACUUUAGUGGAUCGUUUUUUCUCGUGCCUCAGCAGCCUGUUGUCUGUGUCCGUGGAGAAACGCACAACUUUGCCGCGAGCUGGAGCUGGAGUUGUGGCUGCAGCUGGUCUGAGCGGCGCGCCAGGGCCACACGCAGGAGAUCAACGGAGCGGCCCCGGUGUUCCGCCGUUCUGUGGUUGGACGGGGCAUCCGGUGCAGCUGUGGAGCGUGGAUGAUGAAGACGGUGGUGAUGAUGGUGAUGAAUGGCCUGGCAGCUCGUGUAGGCACCGGGGUCUCACCACCAUUAUGUUUACUGCUGUGCGCUUUAAUCUUUCUCCCACCGUGCGCUCACUCGCACCCGCAGCCGUGCCAGGUGCUGAAACGGAUCGGACACACGGUUCGGGUUGGGGCUCUGCACGUUCAGCCUCGCUCGCUCUCCACCACCGCCGGCAGCUCUGAGGACUGGGACACAGAUCGAGGUUGGAUUGGAGGCGAGGAGCAGCGGAUGGAGUUAGAAAAGCAGGUUAAAACAAGUGGCAGUGCGCCUGGAUACGGAAGCCUCAGGACUAGAGGCACCGUUAACAGCCAGCGGGGAGCCAGCAGGAGUAAGAGCCAAGCACGGCAGCGGGAGGAGAACACCUCGAAGGAGAACCGCGUGUUCGCACCCCGAGACUCGGUCCUGCUCGCGGUCGAGGCUCUCAACCGGGCCGGAUUGCUGCCAUACAAUUUAUCCUUGGAGAUUGUCAUGGCUGUUGGGUCCGGACUGGGCGAGCUGCCCGCGUUCUCCUCCUCCUCUGCGGGCAGCCCCGAGGGCGAGGACCCGCUGUCCUUCGUGGAGAGCGUGUGUCACACCGUGGUCGUGCAGGGGGUUUCCGCCAUGAUCUCUUUCCCACGGAACCGAGACGAGUUCGUCAAGUUGGAGUUUAUCUCGCUUGCGCUACAGGUGCCAGUAGUCAGCGUUGUGCAGAGGGAGUUUACGCGCCACAGUGAGAAUCCUCUGCAUUUCCAACUGCCGAUGCGAACCGUGGAGGCUCCUCCAUCCCGUCUCCUCUCUACCCUGCUGAUGAUGAAUGGCUGGUGGGACAUCAGUAUUCUACUAUGUCAGGACUGGGACAUCAGUGACUUCCUGCUCCUCAUUAAUAACAACACCCGCUUCAACCUGGGCACUCUAGUCAAUCUAACAACUACAAUCUUGUUACCGUCAUCAUCUUCGCAAUUAGGAGUGGCAUCAGGUGUCACAACAGGAGUGGAGGCGUCGUCGUCUUCUUCGUCGUCUUUGCCUUACUUCUCCCCGGCUGCCUCUGCUGCUUCUUCGUCCACUUCCUCCUCUAAAUCUGACCAGCAGCAGGCUCUCAUGAGGCAGCUGGAGGCCCUGAGAGAACCUUCAUCCACGAGGGGAGUGGUGACAUUUGGGUGCGACAUCCGCGAGGUGCGGCGUCUCUGGACGCUGGCCAGUCGGAUGACACUCCCGGAGUUUCACUGGGUUUUGGGGGACAGCCAGAAUGUGGCCGAGCUGAGAACAGAGGGUUUGCCCCUAGGGCUACUUGCACAUGGGAUCAUGGGAUCCCCUUCUCUGGAUCACUACGUGCACGACUCAGUGGAGCUGGUUGCGCGGGCCGUGGGAAGCGCAGCUCAAGAGAAUCCCGCCCUGGCACUCAUCCCUGGGACUACUAACUGUAUGGAUGUACAAAAGAAGAACGGCAGCUCGGGGGAAUAUUUGUCAAGAUUUCUAUCCAACACAUCAUUUGAGGGCCAGACCGGUUUUAUAUCCAGAGACACUCACAGCCAGAAUGUCAUCUCAGAGGCCCAUCAUUACAUCUGGUCCCUCCAGCUGGACCCUCUAGGCCAGCCAACCUGGACCCGCCUGGGACGCUGGCGCAGGGGGAAAGUUCUGAUGGACCGGCGGGCCUGGCCAAUCCAUCAGGGAUCUGGGAGCGGAGGAGACUGGCGCCGAUCCUCGCGGCUGCACAUGCGGGUGGUGACGCUGGUGGAGCACCCGUUUGUAUUCACCCGAGAGGUGGACGGGGACGGGAUGUGUCCCGCGGGCCAGCUGUGCCUCGAUCCGCUCACCAAUGAAUCUUCGGUUGUGAAAGGAUUUUUCAAGAAUCUUGCGGGGCGCAAUGGAUCUGUUCCCACGGAACUGAAGAAGUGUUGUUAUGGUUACUGCAUAGACCUGCUGGAGAAGCUGGCAGAGGACAUGGGCUUCACUUUCGACCUCUAUAUUGUAGGCGAUGGAAAGUAUGGGGGGUUCAAGAAUGGUCGCUGGACAGGAUUGGUGGGUGAUCUGCUCAGUGGCGCUGCCCACCUGGCAGUGACAUCUUUUAGCAUUAAUUCAGCCAGAAGCCAAGUCAUUGACUUCACUUCGCCCUUCUUCUCCACCAGCCUGGGGAUUCUGGUUCGUACUCGUGACACAGCUGCACCCAUCGGUGCCUUCAUGUGGCCUCUCCACUGGUCCAUGUGGCUCGGCAUCUUUGUCUCCCUCCACGUCACCGCUGUCUUCCUCACCCUGUAUGAGUGGCACAGCCCGUUUGGUAUGACGCCGCGUGGACGCAACCGCGACCGGGUGUUCUCCUUCUCCUCAGCGCUCAACGUGUGCUACGCCAUUCUCUUCGGGAGAACGGUGGCCAUCAAGCCGCCAAAGUGCUGGACCGGCCGCCUGCUGAUGAACCUCUGGGCCAUCUUCUGUCUGUUCUGUCUGUCCACCUACACUGCUAAUCUAGCUGCCGUCAUGGUCGGGGAGAAGACCUACGAACAACUGUCAGGGAUACAUGACCCAAAGUUGCACCAUCCCUCUCAGGGAUUCCGAUUUGCCACAGUGAGAGAAAGCAGCGCAGAGGACUACCUCAAGAAGAGUUUCCCUGAGAUGCACGAGUACAUGAGGAGAUACAAUGUCCCGGCAACACCAGAUGGAAUACGUAAUCUCAAGGCUGACCCUCAGAGACUGGAUGCAUUCAUCAUGGACAAGGCUCUGCUGGACUAUGAGGUCUCCAUAGAUGCAGACUGUAAAACACUGACAGUCGGGAAACCCUUUGCAAUAGAAGGCUAUGGCAUCGGCCUCCCUCAGAACUCUCCACUCACAUCCAACAUCUCAGAGCUUGUUAGUCAGUACAAGUCAGAUGGCUUCAUGGACACUCUGCAUGACAAAUGGUACAAGGUUGUGCCCUGCGGGAAGCGCAGCUUUGCUGUCACUCAGACGCUGCAGAUGGGCAUAAAGCAUUUCUCCGGCCUGUUUGUGAUGCUCUGUGUGGGCGUGGCCUUAUCUCUGCUGACCACAGUAGCAGAACACAUUGUGUACAAGCUGGUGAUCCCGAGGGUCAAGGAGCCACGCUUCAAAUACUGGCUGCACACGAGCCAGAGAUUACACCGGGCCCUCAACUCAGUCUUCACUGAUGACAAACUGCCGACUGUAACCAAGCAUGAUAAGAGGUGCAAUGAGGGAAACAACCAGUCAGCAUCUUGGAAUCCUGCAGAGUCCUCUCACUACAACAGGCGUAGGGUCCUUCCACAAGAGAUGCAGAAUGACCUGGAACGCCCAUCCUCCCAGGAGCUUCCACAACCAUCGCCCCCAUCUCCCCUGCCUAAUCCCCAUUCUCUUCCCCUACUGGAGAAACACCUGCCCAUAGUGACCAACACUAACGGUCGCUCUGACCUGUUGGGGCGGGGGUUGGGCCAAGGACUGGGGCCAGGGCAGGGGGGUUCCGCGCAGAGCCUAACACCAGGACCAUGCCGGGGUUUAGGUGCGGGCGACUGCGGCCCUGGGCUGGGUGCGGGCCGGAACCCGCUGGUUCAGGAGCUGUCAGAACUAGAGGGUCAAAUCCUCGUAAUCAAGCAGCAGCUGCAGUCAGCCAUGAGGAGGAAGCGAGAGCUAGAACAGUACCAAUCAGAAAACCAGCAAGCAAACCAGACUGCACCAACUCAGCUCGCUACGCACCAGUCUAACCAGUUUGCUCAUUAUACCCAGUCCCACCAGCAGACUAACCCACACACAAACACGCUCCCGGAGUUCUGAAGCUUUUCACCUUUUGUUCUGCCCAGAGAAACCUGGUGCGACAUAGGACUAGUUUCUAAAACCUCCUGUACAGGUUGUGGAAAGGUUUUGGAGUUGGAACCGUCACAGAUUUCUGGAAGUUGAAUCCUCCAUUAGGCUCAGGAGUUCCUCUGAACGCUGAACUGAAACGUUCUCCAAGGAUUCAGCUCUGUCACUCCCGUGUAACAUUUCCUCACUUCUGGAACAUGAGAUUCACUUAGAUGACAGGCCAAGGUGAACUAGGGACCCCGAACCAAAUCUGUUCUCACUAGCGUGUUGCUGUCACUGUUCUAUACCCCCCUUCCCCCAUCUUCUUCACCUCACUGAUCCCUUCAUUUUGUUCCUUUUACUUCCAUUCCUUCUGCCCUCUAGUCCGUCCUUCUCAUCUCUUCCCAAUAAGCCUUGUCUUUUCAAGGGUACAGAUAUGCUUGCCAUGACGAUAAGCUUGAUCAUAGAUAUGAAGACCGUUAUUUAAGCUUAAUGGGCUUAUUCACCUGAGUCUUAUGUUGAGACUUAUUGAGAGUGUAAAUGACCUGAAGUUGAACUCAUACAGUUAAGUCUUUAUUGCCUUGCGUUGAAAGGAGAGGGAAAGAAAUGAAUUACAACUGCUGGUGAUUGGUUGAUGUUACCAUUGAUGACCUAAUGUUUCUGGCCUUUAAAAAUGUGGCUUGGGUCAUUUUUUUCCCGUGUACCUUUUUGAGGGACAGUUGUUACGAGUAACAAAAAAAAAAAAAAAACAGACAAAUUCAGCAACACACC